This is a messenger RNA of Aspergillus puulaauensis, 1116 nucleotides long. It is a transcript of the gene pex10, whose product is annotated as ubiquitin-protein ligase peroxin 10. Gene Ontology annotation, cellular component: peroxisomal membrane. Gene Ontology annotation, molecular function: zinc ion binding. The record is from RefSeq and is a predicted model, not a curated record. The coding region runs from base 1 to 1116 and encodes 371 amino acids. Lineage: Eukaryota; Fungi; Ascomycota; Eurotiomycetes; Eurotiales; Aspergillaceae. Gene Ontology annotation, biological process: protein import into peroxisome matrix. The transcript has a single exon.
AUGGCGGACCAGGACCUUUCACUCUCGACUCCGGCCCCUCCCACGAGACCCUCGGCCCAUUUCUAUCCUUUCGCAACCUCACCGGACAUUAUCCGUUCCCACGAGAAAGAUGCGUUCCUCACAGCCAGCUUAGCCAACCAGGGCCAAUCUAUCAUCAGAACGCUUCGUGGCGCCCGAUAUGCGCAUACUUAUUCAGAAGCCAUCAAACACCUAACCGAGCUUCUGUACUUCUCCCUCACGACAUUGACAGGGAACCGGACGCUAGGGGAAGAAUAUUGCGACCUUGUUCAAUUGGAAGAUGAUACGCUACAGUUGCCAUCAAUUGCCAGGCGGUUGGGAUACGUUCUGAGCAGUAUAAUGGUGCCCUGGGCGCUUCAGCGUAUUCUCCCCGGCUUUCGACAACGCCUCCGCGCCAAACUGGAGCGCAGCAUUGCUCGGCAACAAAUGAAGGCACAGCAGACGAAAGAGCCGAUAAAUCCCUCAAAGAACAAGCCAAAACCAUCGUUCUUCACGAAGUUACGCAUCCAGAAAUACAUCUUGGAACAUUUAGAUUCAAUCACGUCCUUGUCGCCAAUAUACGCCCUGAGCAUUGCGACGUUCUAUUUUACAGGAUCCUAUUACCAUUUGUCGAAACGUUUCUGGGGGCUCCGCUACGUUUUCACCAAAAAAUUAGAGGAGAACGAACAACGUGUUGGCUACGAGGUUCUGGGAGUCUUACUAGUCUUGCAAAUAGCAGUCCAGAGUAUUCUCCACGUCAAAAAGGUUAGCGACAGCUUGCAACAAGAGGACCAGGACGUGCAGUCUGAAGCUGCUGGGGGUACCGGGAAAGAAGCUACAUUGGUCCGUUCCAUCGAGCAACCGUCAUCUCUUCCUCUUCUUCCUACUUCCAGUGCUAGAUAUGAUCUCUCGGAAGAACCGGAUGCUAUCCCGUGGAUUCCCCAGGGGCAACAAAGCAAAUGCACGCUUUGCCUUGAGUCUUUCAAAGACCCCAGUGUUACAACAUGCGGACACGUAUUUUGCUGGACAUGUGUAUGCGAUUGGGUCCGCGAGAAGCCUGAAUGCCCCCUUUGCCGACAAGAGGUCCUUGCAUCGAAAGUCCUCCCAUUGCGAGGCUGA